Messenger RNA from Macrosteles quadrilineatus (aster leafhopper), 1099 nucleotides. It is a transcript of the gene EMC10, whose product is annotated as ER membrane protein complex subunit 10. The record is from RefSeq and is a predicted model, not a curated record. The transcript has 6 exons. Gene Ontology annotation, cellular component: EMC complex. NCBI's taxonomy places the organism in Eukaryota, Metazoa, Arthropoda, Insecta, Hemiptera, Cicadellidae. The coding region runs from base 262 to 972 and encodes 236 amino acids.
GUUGAAUAAUGAUAAAAUGUGUUUUGUUUUGUUCCCUGUUAUGAGGUUAGGUUUUGUAUCCAUCAUCUAUCACAACCACAACUCAACUAAACAGCAGUACUCAGUAUUAGCCUACCUACCUAUUUUAUUAAUUUUUACUCAAGAUCUAAGUAAUAUCAGUUAAAUAUUCUAGAAUAAACUGAUUCAAACAUUUUGUUGUAAAUAACUAGUAAAUAGAUUAUUGAAGCUAAUUUUACCUCAGCUUAUCCGUGAUUAAAAAACAUGUUUAAACAAAUCAGUGCACCUGUAAUUUGUCUAUUUAUCUUUUUCUGUACUUUGAAUGUGCAAUCAAGUCUUGGUUCAGACAGCGAGUACGACGGCCCAGUUAGCAUCACUCUGUAUCACUCGGUGAGCGCAGGACUGGAACCAGAAUGGUCGGAGAGAGGACACAUCGACAUCCAAAAUGUUGUUACUGGUGACAUGUCUGUGUCCCAGAAACCUGUAGAUGCUUCAUUCGCUAAAAGGCUUCAGGCUCUCGCAAAAUCAGAUGGAGUUUACAAAAUCAAGUCAGUAGUUCGCACUUCCACUGGAAAAGAAAUAUCAUUCCUGUCAUUUGCGAAAGCUUGUCUGCUGGUAGAGUCCAUGUUGUCUGAUGCUCUGACAGUGAGUGUAGACUAUGCAGGGACCGUCAUAGCCGUCACUCUCUCUCCCACCGUUUCUGUCUGUGAGAACCAUCCCAUCAGCUCUGCAGAUCUGCGUGGCUUCAACACCUUCGUGCACUUUAGACACAUUGAACAAGGACCCAUGCCUGAUACUGCUGCUUAUAUUCAGAAGCUGGAAAGAGAGAGGGAAGCUAGAGAAAGAGGGGAAGUCAAGGAUAACCGUUCUUUCCUAGCAAAAUAUUGGAUGUACAUUGUUCCAGUCGUAAUUUUUGUGGUUCUCUCGGGCGCAAGUAACCCUGAGGCAACUGGAGGAGGUGGGGGUGGAAGAUAGUCAAGAACUAUCUAUUAGUUUGUUAUAGCAUUUAGUCGUUGUGUGUGAAUGUUGUUUAUCAGUUUAUAUUGUUUUUGUGUACAAUGCAAGUGUAUUUAUUUGCAAUAAAUCUUAUGUUAUUAGCUCA